Molecule: messenger RNA, 1092 nt
Organism: Guillardia theta CCMP2712
Lineage: Eukaryota; Cryptophyceae; Pyrenomonadales; Geminigeraceae
Exons: 13
Coding region: 1-1092 (363 amino acids)
Source: RefSeq, a predicted model, not a curated record
AUGGCAUCAGACGCGCCAGCCGCUUCCUCACACCCGGAAGAAACGAAAUCGCAGGAGCGAUGUGGCGAAGAAGCUAUGAGUCUCCUCAAUUGCCUGGUCCAAGGGAAGGAGGAUUGCACAAAGAGAGACAAGGUUGUCAUGGUCAAGAACGAGGAGGUGAUAGCAAGCUCAGCAUCGGUGCUCGAAUAUCUGUCUCUGGUGAAGGGCAACCGAGGCAGGAUGGGAAGUAUGCGGUAUCGGUGGGUACGCAAUGUCGGCAGUAAAUCUUUCCGUCUGCAAGAAAUUGUCGACCGCUUGGCCAAGGACGUUUUCUAUGACAUCAACAAGUGCGAUGGAGAUAAUCUCAGCUCCGCUGAGAGAGCUUCGUUGCUGGCGAGGCAGGGUGUCUUAGCUUACAUCUGCGAGCCGAAUUCUCUGAGAGACAUUCUGGAGCACAACAUCACGAUUGCACACAAUGAGCUGCAAGAAAGAAUGCAACAUGUUGUGGGCGAUAAGGAGAGCAAAGAUGAGUCUACAGUUAUGAUCUGUUUGUCCUGGGGCACAGCUCCCGAUCAGGCCGGCGGAAGGUCGGCGGAGAGGAAGUAUGUUGAUGUCGUCGUUCACAUGUCUGCCCAAGAAAUCUUCGAUGAUGACCAAACUUUCGUCCGUAUUGUCAAACCGAGCAAGAAGAAGACUGUUCAUGACAGGAACUCUACGAGCUCGGCAAGAGCAGGGAAGAAAGAAAGUGAGAUAACAAUCAUGGCCACCUCGGAAGGAAGGCUGGAAGAACACGAUUUCGCUCAGCUUGUGGUUGUCAGAGGGAAGGAAGUCAUUGCUUCUGAAGAAAUCUCGACGGACGUGAUCUGCGAGAUGGCGGCGAUGGAGUUUGCUAAGCGAGGAUACACCCUUGUUCGCUGUCGCCUCCUCGUCGAUGAUAUCCUAGGGGCUGACGAAGUCUUCGUGGUCGGGUCGCUUCCUCUGUGCUCGUCGGUGUCGCGGGUGGAGGUGGAGGGAGGAGAUGCAGGAGACGUUUGGGAGAGAAAGCAGAAAACUUCGCUCAGUCAGUCCGUGAAAGAGAGUCUGAGGGAGGCAAUGCUUGCGCAAACAACUUGA